AUGCCUGCUAUAGUCAUAAGUGCACUUUCAGACCCAGUCGCAAUUGUCCAUAUACCCAUAUCAUUAAGUGAGGUAUACACUACCAAGAUAUACUGGACGAUCGAUAGAUCUUCGGUCGAGUCGGCAGAGUUCUUCAACAUAACAUCUAACAGAAUUGAGAUGGCAAUCUUUGGCUCGCUCGAUCUCAUCACCCAUGAAUGGUCAGCGCUAAGCGAAAGGGAGAAAGGUGAGAUCCUAAUAUCGACAAGUUGGAGGGUAUUUGAGAUUUCGAGUGGAGAUCAAGAUGAAGUUGGAAAUUAUGACUCUCCUCAUCUACGUCACGUCUCUGCUCCACUGGCCAAAGCUGGUAUAUCCAUCUUAUACCAAUCUAGCUAUUUCACCGAUUUUCUUUUAGUGAAAGAAAGCGAUUUUGAAAAUGCUAAAAAUAUAUUCAAUCAUCAAGGAUGGCAAAUUGACCCAUCCUCCACACCCUCACCGAGACGACGCUCCCUAAUCUCACCACUAACUCCCUCUCAACCUUCUUUCCCAUCAUCCACUUCUUCUUCACCAGCCAGAUCAACAUCUAGCAUCACACCAGAAAUCACCGUCUUACCUUCCCCACUAGCAUGUAUAGGAUUCUCCAAAUCGACCGAAAACACAUUCUCAGAAAGAAUUAGGAAGUUCUUGGUUUGGCCUGAAAGAUGUUAUGCCGCUCGACCCCUACUCAAUGAUAAUGAUGACUUGGAGAGGAACGCGGACGGGGAUCUACUACCUAGGGGAAAACCAUUUAUAAGUUAUACGAAGAAUGAAGAUGGAUCAAGUCUAGUGACUGAGAUUGAAGUAUUGAAAAAUAUAUUAACGAAUGAUGAUGGUGAGGAGGAUGGAGAGGAAUAUGGUAAAUCUAGUGAAUUAUUCAGGUCAGAUCGAGAAGAACUCUUCUUUCCCGAUCGUGAUCAGGAUGACCAAACUGAAGAUGAAGGUGAGGGGUAUCGUUCAAUAUCAGAUGACUCGAUGAGUUAUCUUUCAUCGGAAGGAUUAUCUCAUCAACAUACCAUAUCUAGAUUCAAUGGCCAAACGUUUACACCUCCACCUGAUACACCGACCCCUUACGAAUAUAGUCUACCGCCCACACCAUACGAUAAGAGAUCCUUCGAGAUUCUUAGCAACUCCCAUGUCGAGGCGGAUCAUGAGCUGGAUGAUGGAAAAUCUGAUUAUUCAGUAGGAGAGAUACCCAUCAAAUGGUCUUCAGGGAAGGAAUUUACCGGUACCAGUACUAGGAAUACCAGUGGAAAUGGAAAUGGGAGUGCCGGAGGUAGAAAAAGAUGUUUGCAAUUGGAUCUAAGAGGGAUAGGUGAUUAUGAGAAUGAGGAGAAAGGGGCAUAUCAUCUACAUAAAUCAGGAUUAGUCACUCGAUUUUCAGAAUUAUUAUCAUCCUCGUCAUCGAAUGGCAUUCGAAAUGGAAGUCGAUCCCAGCCUAUUAGAAUGUUAUAUUCGUCCACUUUCCAUACUGCCAAUAUCCUAGUGGAAGCUAGGGACGUCAAGAGAGCUAAGCGAUUAUUGGAGAGGAAACGAAGAUCAGUUGAAUGGAAUUGA
Messenger RNA from Kwoniella botswanensis, 1572 nucleotides. RefSeq lists its product as uncharacterized. NCBI's taxonomy places the organism in Eukaryota, Fungi, Basidiomycota, Tremellomycetes, Tremellales, Cryptococcaceae. The coding region runs from base 1 to 1572 and encodes 523 amino acids. The record is from RefSeq and is a predicted model, not a curated record. The transcript has 6 exons.